Messenger RNA from Colletotrichum lupini, 399 nucleotides. RefSeq lists its product as uncharacterized. Bases 1 to 399 code for a protein of 132 amino acids. The transcript has 2 exons. NCBI's taxonomy places the organism in Eukaryota, Fungi, Ascomycota, Sordariomycetes, Glomerellales, Glomerellaceae. The record is from RefSeq and is a predicted model, not a curated record.
AUGUACCAGUACACACCAUUCUCUGUCUCCGUGUCCGUUUACUCCCCUGCUACGCUUGCAUCUUCUGCUGCCAUCUUGACUCAGGCACUGGCCGUGAAAGAUGCUAAGGUAUGGGUUGAGAAUCGAGAUUUCUUCAGCGAACCGUGGGUAGUUGCAGACUCGGACUCUCUUGGCUUUCUCCAGUCUCGAGGCUGCCCCAGCAAGGAUUUGCCGAGAAACGUCCAGGAGUUCAGGACCCCCAUGAAUCCCACGCUUCGAGACUUGGCCCAAUUCGGCUCCGGCCCCACUGCGGCCCAGGACCCGGACCUCAACCAGUGUCCUAAUCGGGCAAAAGGGCGGCGCUCACGGCCUGGCGAGUGCCAUUUGACAGUCGAGCUAGCAAAUGGGACUAUCUCCUAA